UUUCCCGCCGUUUUACCGCACGUGUUGUGUAGUCGUCGGUUGUUGUCGCUGCUCUCUAGUUGAGGAUUGAAAACGAUGUCGUCUACUGGUUCGACGCCGAGAUCUAGUCAGAAGAGAUCUCGAACUGGGACGCCGAAGAGCGCGCGCUCUCGCUCACAGAAGACCGGCCCCUUGUCCAGUUCUCCACUGCCACUUGCCGCUAGCUCGCCUAGUGGAGCACACGACCCCGAUCAGUCGCUUUUCUCUUCUCCGCCACCACAACGACGAGGAACAAACGAAGCUGAGAUGAGCUCUCCUCUCACAUACGGGACACCGUCUACAAAAGGAACACCACAGCCAGGUCAUGGAACACCAGUUCAUUCUCGGCCUGAUGUGCGAGCUAGUAGACAUCACCGAACUGUUAACCUAGGAUCGAGCAGUGGACCCGGUGGAGGCGGUAGUGAUCCUUUAGGGCCGUCGUCGUCUGUGCCACAGAGUGUUGGCGAUACUCAACCUGGUGAUUACUUGGUUGUGUGGGGAACGGACGUGAAUGUGAAGGAAGCAAAAGAGAAAUUCAAGAAGUUUUUGUGUGAAUUUAGAGAAGAGGUGGAUGACAUGAUCAAUGACGAUGAGACGCCGUACUACUUGCAGAGACUAGAUGAGAUCAAUACACUAGAAGAGCCUUUUCUCUCCGUCGAUUGUUCACACAUAAAACGGUUCAACCACUAUCUCUACACACAGCUCAUUCGCUACCCACAAGAGGUCAUACCAACGUUUGAUAUGGCUGCAAACGAAGUCUUCUACAACAUCUAUCCAGAAGCCCAGCUUGAGCAUCAAAUACAGGUUCGUACGUUCAAUGCUGAUAAGACAAAGAAUAUGCGAGCUCUUAAUCCAGACGAUAUCGAUCAGUUAAUCACUAUAUCAGGAAUGGUAAUACGAACAUCCAACUUAAUACCCGAGAUGAGAGAAGCUUUCUUCUGUUGCUCUGUGUGCCACAACACGGAAUCAGUCGAGAUUGAUCGCGGUCGUAUUGCCGAACCAAAUCUGUGCCGGAGUUGCAACACAUAUCACAGCUUUCAGCUCAUACACAACAGAUCUCACUUCACGGACAAGCAAACCGUCAAGCUGCAAGAAUCUCCUGAUGACAUGCCAGCUGGUCAGACUCCUUAUACUGUUAUUCUCUAUGCACACAAUGACCUGGUUGACACAGUUCACCCUGGAGACAGGGUUACUGUGACUGGUAUUUAUCGAGCUGUACCCCUCAAAGUGCAGCCGACAACACGUCACGUCAAGUCUGUCUAUAAGACCUACGUUGACGUCAUUCACUUUAGGAAGUCUGAUACUAAACGACUGUAUAGAGAUGAGGAAGGCAAAGAUGCACACUUCACUGAAGAAAGGAUCGAGCAGCUGAAGGCUUUAUCCAGAAUGCCAGACAUCUAUGAAAGACUUGCCCGAGCACUUGCUCCCAGCAUUUAUGAAAAUGAAGACAUCAAGAAAGGUAUUCUAAGUCAACUGUUUGGAGGGACAGUGAAGGACUUCGGAAAUGCUGGUAGAGGGAAAUUCAGGUCUGAGAUCAACGUGUUGCUGUGUGGUGAUCCUGGCACAAGUAAAUCUCAACUCUUAAGAUAUGUACACAGUCUCGUACCACGUGGUCAAUACACAUCAGGCAAAGGCUCCUCAGCAGUUGGCUUGACAGCAUACAUCACCAAGGAUCCAGAAACGAGACAACACGUAUUGCAAACUGGUGCCCUCGUGUUGAGCGACGGUGGCAUUUGUUGUAUUGACGAGUUCGACAAGAUGAAUGACAGCACAAGAGCUGUGCUGCAUGAAGUCAUGGAGCAACAGACGUUGUCCAUCGCCAAGGCUGGGAUAAUCUGUUCGUUGAAUGCACGGACGUCCAUUCUGGCGGCUGCGAAUCCUCGUGAGUCUCGUUGGAAUGCCAAACUGACGACGAUUGAAAAUCUACAGCUACCUCACACGUUACUGUCAAGGUUUGAUUUGAUUUUUCUGAUGCUGGACCCGCAGGACGAGCAGUUUGAUCGUCGUCUUGCAACUCAUCUCGUGUCUCUCUAUCACCAGACGAGGGAAGAAGACGAGGAACAAAGUUUGGACAUGUCAUCACUGAGAGAUUACAUUGCCUAUGCUAGAACAUACAUCAAUCCAAAAUUAGGUGAAGAAGCCGGACAGUCUCUAACCGAAGCGUAUGUAGAAAUGCGAAAGGUUGGCAGUCAUAGAGGAGCCGUGACGGCGUAUCCUCGUCAGUUAGAGUCUCUAAUUCGUCUCGCAGAAUCUCAUGCAAGAAUGCGCUUCAGUGAAGUCGUAGAGAAGAUUGAUGUCGAGGAAGCCAAACGGCUUCAUCGUGAGGCUCUGAAGCAAGCUGCUACUGAUCCCAAAACGGGUAUUGUUGAUAUCAGUAUUUUGACUACCGGGUUGAGCAGCUGGGAGAGAAGUCGACGAGUCGAGAUAAUGAAGGCUGUGAAACAGAUGUUGGAGUCACGAGGGAAAGCGCCGACAGUGAAGUAUCUGCAGUUGUUUGCUGAAUUAAAGGAUCAGUCAGACAAGCCAAUAAAUCAAGCUCAGUUUGACGAUGCUCUCAGAGGUCUCGAAGACGACAAUUUCUUGAUCAGAACAGGAAACAUCAUUCGUCUCCUCCAAGACUAAUAACUAGCAAUCCACCUCCAAACAAUACAAUAAACACUUUGUAGCUAAAUUUUGCAAAAAGUAUUGAUGGAACACAAAUUGUUGUAUGUAGAUCUACUGCACUGUAGCAUGUCUGUAACCAAGUACAUUGCCAAUACAUUUCGUACAUUGGUGUUUACACACAACAAUGCAUUCAAUUCCAAUUU
Messenger RNA from Corticium candelabrum, 2825 nucleotides. RefSeq names its product DNA replication licensing factor mcm4-A-like. The coding region runs from base 76 to 2640 and encodes 854 amino acids. Gene Ontology annotation, cellular component: MCM complex; nucleus. Lineage: Eukaryota; Metazoa; Porifera; Homoscleromorpha; Homosclerophorida; Plakinidae. The record is from RefSeq and is a predicted model, not a curated record. The transcript is spliced from 22 exons. Gene Ontology annotation, molecular function: ATP binding; ATP hydrolysis activity; single-stranded DNA binding. Gene Ontology annotation, biological process: DNA strand elongation involved in DNA replication; mitotic DNA replication initiation; double-strand break repair via break-induced replication.